Messenger RNA from Cyphomyrmex costatus, 381 nucleotides. RefSeq lists its product as uncharacterized. The coding region runs from base 1 to 381 and encodes 126 amino acids. NCBI's taxonomy places the organism in Eukaryota, Metazoa, Arthropoda, Insecta, Hymenoptera, Formicidae. The transcript has a single exon. The record is from RefSeq and is a predicted model, not a curated record.
AUGGCAAGUUAUACUCUCCAGGAAUACACUGACAUGAUUAUCAUGUACGGUGUAGCUAGAGAAUGCGGUUUUGCCGCCGCCCGCCUUUACGCGGAACGCUUUCCCGCGCGCGAAAGACAUCCCGACUCAAACGUUAUUUUGAGAUGUGUUCGACGAUUUCGGGAAACGGGAUCAGUGUUGCGAACUGGGCAAUAUGCUGGAGAUGGAAUGCAUAUUGACGUGGCAGAUGAAGAAAGAAUUCUGCAAGCAAUCGAAGAAAACCCCAGAAGCAGCACACGUGGUAUCGCUCAUGCCCUCGGUCUCUCCCGAUAUGCGGUGCGAAUCACUUUACGCCGCAACGGAUUGCGUCCGUAUCAUUUACAACGGGAGUAUGUGUUUUAG